CCUAUACCACCGGCAUUCCCAGUAUGCACCGCGGCCACACCAGCAAAAAAAUACUCCGGUAACUGGAAAGGGCCGACUAAAAGCAGAUCUAAACGGAUAGCUAACUACUUCUACGUUUAAAAGUAUAAUAACAUAUAUUACGAAUAUGGCUGACAACGAAAAACUGGACAACCAAAGGCUGAAGAAUUUCAAAAAUAAAGGUCGCGAUUUGGAGACUAUGAGAAGACAAAGAACGGAGGUGGUUGUAGAACUGAGAAAGAACAAACGUGACGAGCACCUCCUGAAGAGAAGGAACGUGCCCCAGGAAGAUAUCUGCGAUGACUCGGAUGUCGAUGGAGAUUUCAGAUCGCAAAACACCUCUUUAGAAGCAAUAGUGCAAAACGCCACCAGUGAUAACCAGGGGAUCCAGCUGAGUGCAGUACAGGCUGCCAGGAAGCUGUUAUCGAGUGACCGCAACCCACCCAUUGAUGACUUGAUAAAGUCUGGCAUUUUACCCAUACUAGUUCACUGUCUGGACAGGGAUGACAAUCCAUCUCUGCAGUUUGAGGCAGCCUGGGCUUUGACCAACAUCGCCUCAGGGACCUCUGAGCAGACCCAGGCCGUUGUGCAGUCCAAUGCGGUUCCCUUGUUCCUGAGGCUGCUGCACUCCCCUCACCAGAAUGUGUGUGAGCAGGCCGUCUGGGCGCUGGGAAAUAUCAUAGGUGACGGUCCUCAGUGCAGAGACUACGUGAUCAGCCUGGGCGUGGUCAAGCCGCUGCUGUCCUUCAUCAGCCCCUCCAUCCCCAUCACUUUCCUCCGCAACGUCACCUGGGUCAUGGUCAACCUGUGCCGCCACAAGGACCCCCCGCCCCCCAUGGAGACCAUCCAGGAGAUCCUGCCGGCUCUGUGCGUGCUGAUUCACCACACGGAUGUGAAUAUCCUGGUGGACACCGUGUGGGCUCUGUCCUACCUGACGGACGCAGGUAACGAGCAGAUCCAGAUGGUCAUCGACUCCGGCAUCGUGCCUCACCUGGUGCCCCUCCUCAGCCACCAGGAGGUCAAAGUGCAGACUGCUGCGCUGCGAGCCGUGGGGAACAUCGUGACUGGGACGGAUGAGCAGACCCAGGUGGUCCUCAACUGCGACGCCCUCGGCCACUUUCCCUCUCUGCUCACACACCCCAAGGAGAAGAUCAACAAGGAGGCAGUGUGGUUCCUGUCAAACAUCACUGCAGGAAACCAGCAGCAGGUUCAGGCCGUGAUUGAUGCCAACCUGGUGCCCAUGAUCAUCCUCCUCCUCGACAAGGGUGACUUUGGCACUCAGAAGGAGGCUGCCUGGGCCAUCAGUAACCUGACCAUCAGUGGAAGGAAGGACCAGGUGGCAUACCUCAUCCAACAACAGGUCAUCCCGCCGUUCUGUAACCUGCUGACCGUGAAGGACGCGCAGGUUGUCCAGGUGGUGCUGGACGGGCUCAGCAACAUCCUCAAGAUGGCGGACGACGAGGCCGAGACCAUCGCCAACCUGAUCGAGGAGUGUGGAGGUUUGGAGAAGGUGGAGCAGCUCCAGAAUCAUGAGAAUGAGGACAUCUAUAAACUGGCCUACGAAAUUAUCGAUCAGUUCUUCUCUUCCGAUGAUAUUGAUGAAGACUCCAGCUUGGUUCCAGAAGCCAUCCAGGGUGGAACGUAUGGUUUCAACUCCUCCACCAACGUGCCAGCAGAAGGGUUUCAGUUCUAGACCGCGCCAGAGCGUCUGGAGUUUUGUUGGCGAUGCAGCACUCUGUUCAACAUAAAAAAUAAUUAGGAGAGAAAGCGAGCGAGAGAGAGCGAGCGAGAGUGUGAAAGAAAUUAGAUCCAUUGUGCUUGGCUCAUGGGAUCCAUAGCUGCAUCUAAUCCGAGAGAAAUUGUGUGGAUUUCGUUUGGCAUUCCGAGGAGAGAGGUCCAAACGAAGCUUGACGGCGAGUGAGUGCGAGUGAGUGGCUACUAUAUGUUGCAAAAAUCAACCAUCUACACUGAAUGCGUUGAGAGACAUUUCGUGAAACUUCACACACAACAAAAAGUUACCAGGCGUGUCUAUUACAAGUUUUCAAAACAACAACAACAACAACAAAACAGGAGGCAAGUCAAAUAGAUCUGAUGUCACCACCUCAGGGGGAGAACCAAGGCAUCACAAUCUAUCCAAUUUGAAGGCAAGACACAAAGCAAAAGCUUCACGUUUAUACAAAUCAAUACAAAUCUAACUGGAUGAACUCAAGACAAGAAAACCAAUCCACAUCAUAACCUUCUGAGGUUUCCGAGACCCAGGGGGAGGGGCCACCCUGGAUAGGCCCCUCCCCCUCCUCCAUAGCCAUGCUGCGAGAGACUUGUGUAUGAAUGGACUCAUGAAUGCGUAUGAAUGUCUGGACUCGGUGCAGAGGAGCCAGACCUCAUCUCCUCUAGUGAAACCCUCCACGGAUACGGGCUGCCUCCCUCCUCCGACUUGGGUCCCCAGAGUCCAGCGGUACCCGCAUGUGUCGCGUGUGCUAGAGAAAAUAAAAAACACAAAACAAAAACAAAAUGGACGAGUGGUGGUGUGUGUGUGCGCGCGUGACUGGGGUGUGCAAGGAGAAACCGGAUGAGAACGCAUGCAGAGAGAGAGUCAACAUCGAAAAAGAUCCGAGGAAAAAUGAGAUCGCAAAAAACAAACGAGGAAAUUAAAAUAACAACAUAAUUACCAAGAAAUACAAAACAAGAAUGGAGUAAAGAAAAAAGUGGAAAACCAUUUGUCUGUGAAAAGAGAGAAGGCUGAUCCAACACGAGUCCUGGAGAGGAGAAGAGAAGAACACCUCCUAAUCAGCUACAUCGACUUUAAACAUCAACGUCGUCACAACUUUUGUUUUUUGUUUUUAAUUCAUGAGUUAGUAUUAAAUCAACACUGGACAGUGCUGUUGGACGGACAGACAGACAGACGGUAGAGCCGUUGUGCAUUGUGUAAAAGAUGCAUUUUGGUGGUUCUGGGGGCUAGCUAAAGGCCCUUAGUGUGUACCUUUUUAUUUUCAUUUUAUUUCUUCAGCUUUUAUUUUUUUCCGACGCUUGUGUAGAAGUGAACAUUGACGCCUCAUCUAUGCCCCUCCCACCCCAUCCUUUCCUUUCUUCUGUGACCACCAUUGAUUUGAUGCUGUGAAGUCUAUGACAUCACCAUAACUAACCACAUGACUGUUUGUUUUUCCUUCCUGCAUGACAAAAUUCCUUUUUGUUUUCCUUUUUACCCUUUUAGUUUCCUUGGAGCAAAAAGUAACUGUAUUGCCAUAGCUUUGAGCUUACAAAAAUAUCACCAGAGGGGGGGAAAUUACAAGAUAUGGCCAUUUUAUGUAACUUUGUGGAACAUAAUCUUUGCAUGUGCUAAACUACAGCAUAGUUACUUCUAGGGGUUUUUAGUUUUGUUAGGGCUUUGUACACCGUGUAAUUUCUUUUUCUAGUCGACUGUGCUGUUGAAAUGUCACACGUCUCUUUUCCUGUUCCCCUAAUCACCUCUUUUUCUCCAGCUCUUUCCCCCACCAGACUUAGUUUCUGAUUUCACAAGUUCUGAACCAUUUUUUUGCACAUGUACGGACGACUGGGAGGCCUCAAGUCACACGAGACAGGUGGUGGUGUGGAGAGAAAAAAAAAUGAAAAUGACCCCACCGUCUAUAUGCAUUAUACAAUUACAAUCUUAAUUUGUAUUUUAUACCUAGAUGAACUAGCCAGAGUUAAUCCAUACUGAGCCGUGUCAGUGGAGUGACAGUGUCCCAAAUGGAGAAAACAAAAAGAAAAUAUUUUCCCCGACCUAGUGAUCGGCCUGCCUCGUUUUUUUUUUUUUUUUUUUUUUUUUUUUUUUUUUUUGGACAGUGCCCCUUCCUGCGGGGGAUGCUGCUGACCCUGGCGAGGUGAAGAGGCCUCCCACACUCCUGGCACACCAGUAGAAGUGUGGUGCCUUCUUUUUAGAGCACAAAAAACAUGCAUGUACAAAACUGUGCUGUACUUCAAUCCCUCCCCAGAGGCUCCCGCCCCCCCUCCCUGUAGGAUGCCCCAUACCCUUUUGUUUGUGUUUAUAUAUGAGAAAAAAAAAAAAAACCUUCAGAACACUGUAGAGAUGGAUUACACUUUGUCGUCAUAACCUUCUGUUGGCCAUAGGGUAAUAUUUUUUUGCAGCAUUCCUUGUUAGCAAAGUUUCCAAGAAAUUGGUAUAGAGGAAAAGCUGGUUUGCUUAACCUGUUGGGUUUUGGCUACAGGCUAGGUUGUCUUUGGUGAAAAUAAAUAUCCAAACGCUA
Alosa sapidissima (American shad) is the source of this 4262-nucleotide messenger RNA. It is a transcript of the gene kpna4, whose product is annotated as karyopherin alpha 4 (importin alpha 3). Lineage: Eukaryota; Metazoa; Chordata; Actinopteri; Clupeiformes; Clupeidae. Gene Ontology annotation, molecular function: nuclear import signal receptor activity; protein binding. Gene Ontology annotation, cellular component: nucleoplasm; nucleus; cytoplasm. Gene Ontology annotation, biological process: NLS-bearing protein import into nucleus. The record is from RefSeq and is a predicted model, not a curated record. Bases 146 to 1711 code for a protein of 521 amino acids. The transcript is spliced from 17 exons.